GAGUAGAGGCGGGAUGUUUACACUGUUAGCCAAAUAAAAUACAUUGGUUGUGCCACUUAGAGUAGUCAUAUUCUAGUCACACCUUUUACAGACUGUAAAGACAGAUGUUCCAUCUGAUCGCAGAAUUUAUUUCUGUGCCCAUCAAUUCCUCAGCCGGCUGUAAGAAGAUCCUUCAUCUCCUCUUGACUUGGUGACCUGCUGUCCUACCAUGGCUGAGAAGCUAGCUUCCUUUGGUAAGAUGCUGCUCAGGCGGCGAGCGCUGGACUGUAACCAGGAAGAGAGCCACUUCGCCCGCUGCCUGAGCACACUGGACCUGAUAGCCCUGGGGGUGGGCUCCACUCUGGGGGCCGGCGUCUAUUUGCUGGCUGGAGAGGUGGCCAGGGAGAAGGCCGGCCCAGCCAUUGUGAUCUGCUUCCUCAUCGCAGCGCUCUCCUCCGUCCUUGCUGGUCUGUGUUAUGCUGAGUUUGGUGCCCGUGUGCCAAAGACUGGUUCAGCCUACAUGUACAGCUAUGUGACAGUGGGGGAGAUCUGGGCCUUCAUCACUGGUUGGAACCUCAUCCUCUCCUAUGUCAUAGGCACAGCCAGUGUUUCUCGGGCCUGGAGCUCCACCUUUGACAACCUGGUUGAACAGAAGAUCUCAAACUUCUUCAGAGCCUCCAUGUCCAUCAAGGUCCCUGGGAAGAUUCUGGCUGAAUACCCAGACCUCUUCGCCCUCAUCCUGAUCUUGCUGCUCACUGGCCUGCUGGCGUUUGGCGUGAGUGAGUCGGCCCUGGUGAACAAGAUCUUCACGGGGGUCAACCUGGUGGUGCUGGGCUUCGUCAUCAUCUCAGGACUGGUGAAGGGAGACCGUACUAACUGGAACCUCACUGUCGAGUACUUUGUCAACACAUCCAACAUCACUGAUACAGAGAUUAUUAAAGAGAAGUUUGGCAAUGGGGGUUUUGCUCCAUUCGGCUUCAGUGGAGUCCUUUCUGGUGCAGCAACUUGCUUCUAUGCCUUUGUGGGUUUCGACUGCAUCGCAACCACAAGUGAAGAGGCCAAGAACCCCAUGCGUUCCAUCCCCAUCGGUAUCGUGGCUUCUCUGCUCAUCUGUUUCUUUGCCUACUUCGGGGUGUCUGCAGCCCUCACUCUCAUGAUGCCCUACUACCUGCUGAACAAAGAGAGCCCGCUGCCAGAGGCCUUCAAGUAUGUGCACUGGGACCCUGCCCGCUACAUCGUGGCUGUGGGCUCCCUCUGUGCACUCUCCACCAGUUUACUGGGCUCAAUGUUCCCCAUGCCCCGUGUAAUCUAUGCCAUGGCUGAGGACGGCCUGCUUUUCCGUUUCCUCUCAAAGAUGAACAUCAAAACCAAGACCCCCCUGUUAGCCACCAUCGUGUCGGGUAUUGUAGCAGCCCUGAUGGCAUUCCUGUUUGAUCUGGCAGCCCUGGUGGACCUGAUGUCGAUAGGAACUCUCCUGGCAUACACACUAGUGGCUGUGUGCGUGCUUAUCCUCAGGUACCAACCGGGCACCCUGGGUGUCAGUGGUGCCAGUGAGAAGCUGGUGGAGCUGGUGGGUCUGCAGAGGGCAGCCAUGGCAGAGGGGGACAGUGGGGAUGAGUUUGGCCAGGAGAGUGAGGGGGAGACCAGGCCCCUCAGGGAGCGGUUCAUCCUCAAGAUGCUGCUGGUGCCCAGCUGUGACGUCCCAACCAAGACCUCCGGGCUCAUCGUCUACAUCACUACCGCUGUCAUCUCUGUGGUGUUCACCCUGCUGUGCAUAGUGCUGUCUGUGUGUGGGGUAGAGGUGGUGAGUGGCCACCCAGUGUGGGUCACCAUAUGUGCGAUACUGGCCUUCCUCUCCUUCCUGUGUGUGGUCAUCAUAUGGAGACAGCCCCCGAGCAGACAGUCACUCACCUUUAAGGUACCCCUACUCCCAGUGUUGCCAUUGGUCAGUAUCUUUGUCAACAUUUACCUCAUGAUGCAGCUGGAUGGGCCAACGUGGUGUCGCUUUGCAGUGUGGAUGACUAUUGGUUUUAUCAUCUACUUUGGUUACGGGAUUAAGAACAGCUCAGAGGCCACACCCAACCGCGGUAAAUUUGAGCCAGUCCUCCGAUCAAAGAGCCCCAACUUCCUGGCAGAGGAUGACAAUGAGGUGGAAGGAAGGAUGCCUUAGAGGAGAAUAGUGGUAGAGUAGAUGGUAUUUGCCCCAACGACAUAUGACGCAAGCCUUGAACAGGAGCACAUUCUUAUCUGUUUGUUUUUUAACUGUCUGGGAAUUGUGCCACAAUAGACACUUAACUUUCUGUCUUAUUCUUCUUCUGAAAUGGAUUAAAUUAAUGUUUUCCCUCAUCAAUCUACACACUAAUGAAAAAGGCAAAAACAUUUUUUUUGAAAUGUUUAGCAAAUUUAUAAAAAAUAAAAAAAAGACCUUAUUUACCCUUUGCUAUGAGACUCGGAAUUGAGCUCAGGUGCAUCCUUUUUCCAUUGAUCAUCGUUGAGAUGUUUCUACAACUUGAUUGGAGUCUACCUGUGGUAAAUUCAAUUGAUUGGACAUUAUUUGGAAAAGCACACACCUGUCUAUAUAAGGUCCCACAGUUGACUGUGUGGAAGAAGUUUGGAACCACUUAGGCUCUUUCCUAGAUCUGGCCAAACUGAGCAAUCGGGGGAGAAGGGCCUUGAUCGGGGAGGUGACCAAGAACCCGAUGAUCACUCUGACAGAGCUCCAGAGUUCCUCCGUGGAGAUGGGAGAACCUUCCAGAAGGACAACCAUCUCUGCAGCACUCCACCAAUCAGGCCUUUAUGGUAGAAUGGCCAGAUGGAAGCCAAUCUUCAGUAAAAGGCACCUAAAGGACUCUCAGACCAUGAGAAACAAGAUUCUCUGGUCUGAUGAAUCCAAGAUUUAACUCUUUGGCCUGAAUGCCAAGCGUCACAUCUGGAGGAAACCUGGCACCAUCCCUACGGUGGAGCAUUGUGGUGGCAGCAUCAUGCUGUGAAGAUGUUUUUCAGCAGCAGGGACUGGGAGACUAGUCAGGAUUGAGGGAAAGAUGAAGGGAGAAAAGUACAGGGAGAUCCUUGACGAAAACCUGCUCCAGAGCGCUCAGAACUUCAGACUGGGUCGAAGGUUCACCUUCCAAGAGAACAACGACCCUAAGCACACAGUCAAGACAACGCUGGAGUCGCUUCGGGACAAGUCUCUGAAUGUCCUUGAGUGGCUAAGCCAGAGCCCGGACUUGAACCUGAUCGAACAUCUCUGGAGAGAUCAGAAAAUAGCUGUGCAGCGACACUCUCCAUCCAACCUGACACAACUUGAGAGAAUCUGCAGAGAAGAAUGGGAGAAACUCUCCAAAUACAGGUGUGCCAAGCUUAUAGUGUCAUACCCAAGAAGACGCAAAGCUGUAAUCGCUGACAAAGGUGCUUCAACAAAGUACUGAUUAAAGGGCCUGAAUCCUUAUGUAAAUGUGAUAAUUAUUUUAAAUUUUAGGGAAAAAAAGAGAAAAUUUAACCUGUUUUUGCUUUGUCAUUAUGUGGUAUUGAGGGGAUAAUUUAUUUUAAAUCCAUUUUAGAAUAAGGAUGUAACAAUGUGGAGAAGGUCAAGGGGUCCGAAUACUAUCCGAAUGCACUGUAUAUACUCUGUCAACAUGAACUUGCCACAUUUCUGCAUAUCUAAAUGUUGAAAGGGUUCUUUGUAUCAAUGAUGAUGUCAUUUAGGUGGUUACAAAUGGUAAGGAUACAGAGUUUCUCCACUUUAACAUGUUAUUCUAGUGCCUGGUUGUUUCUGCUUCAAUUCAGCCAUUUUCCCCCAAAUGACAUCUGAUCUCUAGUGUCUUUGCCCUGUGAGUCAGUAAGCACAUCAACAGUGUACGUGGUGUUGCGUGUCCUUCUGUCCAUGUAGGUCAAUCACUAUGGUUUUAUUUGUGUUCUUUGAGGACAGGCAAUACCAAGCAGAAUGUCAAACAACCCCAGAACUCACUGUCUGCACUAUAGAGAGAUGAUUGACAAUUAAAUUAAAUUGUCAGAAUUGACAGUCCUUACCCAAAAGUUCAAAUUUUGAAUAUUCUUUUAAACAAUCAUUUAUAUAAUUUUGUUUAAAUAUUUAUACAGAAACAUGCAUGUAUAUUUUUGUUAGAGACAUAUAUAUAUAUUUAUGUAUGUUCAAAUGUUUUUUAUUUUUAAGAGCUGCCCAAAUAAUUAUUCGGUUUAAAAUUAUGCUCUCAAAGGCUAAAAGGUAGAGAUUGUGUUAUGAGAGAAAUAACUUAUUUUUGUACCAUGAUGAUAUACAAACUCUACCAAAUGGAGAGAGAUGUCUGUAGGAAGGUACACUGGGGAGGGGGGGGGGAUUGUAUAUUCAGCCCAAAACUGACACUGGUGAAAGGCAGAGAAGGGAUUCCAAUACAUGAACCUAGUAUAAUUUCUAGAGUUGCAUUAAAAGGCUUUCAGGUUACAUUUCUGUUCGAAGGUCUUAGGCUUGUGGUACAUGUUACCCACUUGACUGGUUCCCAUGUAUAAUUGUGUCAUUGAAAGAGGGGCCUGGGUUUUAAUCGCUAACUCUGAGUGUCUAACUGAAUGUAGUAAUAACUUGAACUGAAAAGCCCACCAGCCUCCGUCAAGUUUUGUUUAUAGAAACUUUGUGUGGUGUUUGUUUACAUCAACUUUUUGCUGUUUAACUAUGUGCCUCAGUCUACAUUUCAGUUGCUCACUUCAAGGGUAUGAAACUGUCAUUUGUAUUCUAUGCCUGUUUGAUGUGGAAAUUGUCUCCACAGAUUAUCAAUUACAAUUGAUAUCCGCUAUUAUUGGUAUCAAAUGAAGAUUUUAAGGUCAAGACAGUCCGGUCUUAUUGAAAAAUGGGCUAGAAAACAACCUACAAAUAGCUGUGAGUGAAAGUGGGGAUAUUUUCAGACUGUCAUUGUUUCUAAAAAACAACUUUGAAAGGAGAGGUUAUGAUUAGAGGUUAUUCAUUAACAAUGAAUAGCGUUUGUGCUUGACUUUCUCCAUUCUCUCUGUUUUGAGCAUUUACAAUGUUAUUUUGUCAGUUGAACUGUUUACUUUCAAGUACAUGUGUAUAGCAGUUUACUAAUCCCUUUCAAUUCGUAAAAUAUAAACUGGGUGGUUGGAGCCCUGAAUGCUGAUUGGCUGAAACUCAUGGUAUAUCAGACUGUAUACCAUGGGUAUGACGCAACUGCUCUAAUUACGUUGGUAACCAGUUUAUAAUAGCAAUAAGGCACCUCGGGUGGUUGUGCUAUAUUGACAAUAUAGUGUAACGACCCUGGGUUUAUACGCGCGGAAAUCGACUCUGCCGCAUGAGCAUGCUUUUGCGAUACGAUAGCGCGCCGGACCUCGGGCUCGAAGGUCGAGGGUUCAAUACCUGCUCCUUGCUGUUUGUGCUUGGCCGGUGAGCGCGUUCCUGUAAGACGUAGAGUCACAAGUUAGCGCGAGGACGCGCUCUUUGAAAGGAGGGAGUAAGCGCGGAAAUCGACUGUGCCACACGAGCAUGCUUCUGCGGCAGAGUCGAUAGUGCGCCGGACCUCGGGCUAGAAGGUCGAGGUUUCGAGGCCAGCUCCCUACCAUGGCUAGCUAAGUGGUGAAUCUGCGUCUUAUCCUGGUCAGUGGGAAGACACAAGACUUCAUCUUCUCCCCCAACGACUCAGCCAUGGACAUCGCCAAGCAUGUCUUUGAUAACUGGCCCUUGGGAUGGGAGGAGGAGCAGGUGGGCAGUGCCAGCAUCCUGCGCCUCAUCUUCCAGGGACGCUUCCUGCAUGGCAGCGUCACACUUGGCGCUUUAAAGCUGCCCCCUGGCCGAACAACUGUCAUGCACUUGGUUGCCAGAGAGACCCUGCCAGAACCUAACUCCCAUGGUCAGCGUAACCGGGAGAAGAUCACAGAGAGCAACUGCUGUCUGCUCUUGUAAAAACAACAAACAACAAUCCUUUCACUCCCCUCCCCCACAUUCAUCCUAUGCUCGGCUUCUGUCUGCCCGUCAACCCUGGAUUUGGGGAGAUCACAGGAAGAUGGGUCA
Molecule: messenger RNA, 5989 nt
Organism: Oncorhynchus kisutch (coho salmon)
Lineage: Eukaryota; Metazoa; Chordata; Actinopteri; Salmoniformes; Salmonidae
Product: cationic amino acid transporter 3
Exons: 16
Coding region: 209-2149 (646 amino acids)
Biological process (GO): amino acid transport; transmembrane transport
Cellular component (GO): plasma membrane
Molecular function (GO): amino acid transmembrane transporter activity
Source: RefSeq, a predicted model, not a curated record